Molecule: messenger RNA, 1209 nt
Organism: Chlamydomonas reinhardtii
Lineage: Eukaryota; Viridiplantae; Chlorophyta; Chlorophyceae; Chlamydomonadales; Chlamydomonadaceae
Exons: 6
Coding region: 148-855 (235 amino acids)
Source: RefSeq, a predicted model, not a curated record
GGGUGAAGCCGAGCCUCAGCGCAGCGCGGGUCUCUGCCAUGUUCAACCGGCGCCCUCUGCGCGAGCGGCUGUGCAACUUAGCAGGCAGGUCCACAGCAGACACAAGCUCAAAUGCAUAUACUGCCUGCCACUUCGAGGAUGGCCGCAAUGCCAGAUGCAUACCGUAUCGUGUCGCCGCGUUGUGUCGCAGCCAAGACGUUGGGCUGGCACGACCCAGCGGCAGAGAUGAAUGCCGCUCUGGCGAAGCAACCGGACAAAAUACGGGCGGUCCGCAUGACGGUGCUGAACGGCAGUCGCCUGGCCAUGGGCUGGCAGCCCACCAUGGUGUUCAACCCCGGCUGGAACUGGGGGCGCCCGGAGCGGGUCGGAUCACUGCUGGAGGUGACGCGGGUGGAGGGCAGCCGGCUGCAUGUGCGCGACCCCGCCCCCGGCCCCUCGCCGCCCAUGACCUGCACCACCUGCUGGCUAGCCGCCACCUGGCCCUGGCUGCCGCUGCCGGCGCUGCCCCCGGGCGUGAUCAUCCACAUCCGCACACUCAAACUCGAGGGCUGGAUUGACCUGGCCACCGGGGAGGUGGACUUGGACUUUGCGUCCUCCUUCGCCACCAGCCUGGCGGGCGGGCUGUGGGCCACGCAGCCGCUGGCGGUGGCGGCGCGCAUGGCCAGUGGAGAGCAGGCGGGGACCGUGUUCCACGCCGUCGGGGAGCGCCUCCGCGGCGCUGACGCCACGCUCGUGGCGCUGAGCGAGGUGCCGCCCACCAGCGACGCGGCGCAGAACGCGGUGCUCAUGUUGCCCACCGAUGCGCUGUCGGUCCUCAAGGUGCGCCUCGAGUUCAUCCCAGGGGACGAGCGCUGAGCUGGGAAGGCUGAGGUUGUAGAGAAGCCUGACGCGAUGGUGGGGCGAUGGUGGCUCGGAUGCUUGCAAGAUUUACCUCACAUGUCUGGACGAUUUCCGGGGAUAGGGUGGGGGCGCCACGCGUCCCGCCUAAGGACACUGUGUGGACGAGCAGGCCCCAUAGCACUGGCACCUCCCAUGCCCCUUGUAGUCCUGGUGGUUCCGUCGGUGUUUGGUACCGUGUGCAUUUGGUUUUGCAUGUCGUACCGAAGGGCAUUGACGAACAAACGGCAAGCAGAACGACGGGGACUGGCGCAUUCCAAGGCUGGCAUGUAGCAAGCCAGGGUCGUUGCUAGGUUGUAACUAGCGGGACAG